Laccaria bicolor S238N-H82 is the source of this 372-nucleotide messenger RNA. RefSeq lists its product as uncharacterized. Gene Ontology annotation, biological process: translation. The record is from RefSeq and is a predicted model, not a curated record. Gene Ontology annotation, molecular function: small ribosomal subunit rRNA binding; structural constituent of ribosome. NCBI's taxonomy places the organism in Eukaryota, Fungi, Basidiomycota, Agaricomycetes, Agaricales, Hydnangiaceae. Bases 1 to 372 code for a protein of 123 amino acids. The transcript has 3 exons. Gene Ontology annotation, cellular component: mitochondrial small ribosomal subunit; ribosome.
AUGCCUCUCUAUCAAAUGCUAUGUAUUACAAAACAUUAUCCAGAAUAUAAACACAUUCGGGAACUCGUACGGCAGUCUGCAAUGCACAUUAUGGCAGUAGGCGGGGUCGUGCGUUCAAUUGAUUCGUGGGGAACUAGAACGCUCCCACAACGAAUGAAACGGCAGGGACCCUAUGUCAGUGUCGGAGACUACUGGACAUUACAUUUCGAUACCAGCCCAGCGACACUAAAAACUCUGAACGGAAUCAUGCGCAGAGACCCACGUGUGCUGCGAUGGACCGUUCUGAAACUAGGCGAUAGAGUAGAGGAUAUUGCAAGGCAGGGUGAACAGAUCAUUAUUGGUCGAUCGAAUGUGGACGACCUCAUCGACUAG